Molecule: messenger RNA, 1990 nt
Organism: Dunckerocampus dactyliophorus (ringed pipefish)
Lineage: Eukaryota; Metazoa; Chordata; Actinopteri; Syngnathiformes; Syngnathidae
Product: photoreceptor-specific nuclear receptor-like
Exons: 8
Coding region: 332-1624 (430 amino acids)
Biological process (GO): positive regulation of transcription by RNA polymerase II; cell differentiation; anatomical structure development
Molecular function (GO): zinc ion binding; nuclear receptor activity; RNA polymerase II cis-regulatory region sequence-specific DNA binding
Source: RefSeq, a predicted model, not a curated record
AGCUGCCACCGAGGAGCACCCACGGACAGUGACAGACCCUGAUGGUCAGUGGGAGGACCUACAACCUGUACAACAAGUGUGAGCUUCAGCAAGUCUGCAUCUCCACACCAGGAGCUGCAACCCAGUAGAGAGACUGUACGGGGGAACUCUGGUCGCCAUCUGCACUUUUGGAGCUGCGGAGGCCCCCCUUUUUUUGUUUUUUUUUUACCCCCCAAAAGGAACCUCACCUUGGUUGCUGAUACCAAAUAUUCUGUCUGGAAAUUUACUGGCUAGGCGGACAGUUUCCCCCCCUCUGUCAAGUAUCAUUAAGCAAGAAGAUUUUCAUUGCAAAAUGAUGGAGGACCACCUGACAAAGAUAUCCAUGAUGCCGUCUUCCUCCCCAACGGAGUCAAUUGGGAGCGGCGGGACGGACGACAGCAGAGGAGCCAAAAGUCCGGCCCCUGGCAAAGCCCUCAGCCCAGCUUUGGUCUGCAAAGUGUGUGGAGACACCAGCAGUGGUAAACACUACGGCAUUUAUGCCUGCAACGGCUGCAGCGGCUUCUUCAAACGCAGUGUGAGAAGGAGGCUCAUUUACAGGUGUCAGGCAGGCACAGGCAUGUGUCCAGUGGACAAAGCUCAUCGCAACCAGUGCCAGGCGUGCCGGCUGAAGAAGUGCUUACAGGCAGGCAUGAAUAAAGACGCGGUGCAGAAUGAGCGGCAGCCCCGCAGCACAGCUCAGGUGCGUCUGGACUCCAUCGACGUGGACCCUGAGAAGGAACAUUUGGCCACCACGCGGGAGCCCACCUCCUCCUCGUCCUCUUCUUCCUCCUCAAGUGGCUCUGUCAUCACAUGGCCCCACAUCACCUCGUCCAUAGCCAUCGCCGCCUCUGUGCCCCCCCAACGCUGUGUCAGCCCUCAGAACAACCAUCGCUUCAUGGCCAGCCUCAUGACGGCAGAGACUUGUGCCAAGCUGGAGCCUGAGGACGUUGACGAAAACAUCGAUGUGACCAGCAAUGAACCAGAACGAGCGUCCUCGGAGUACCACAUGGGAAUUUACCCGUCCUCCUCGGAAAACGUGUACGAGACGUCGGCCAGGCUUCUCUUCAUGUCGGUGAAGUGGGCCAAGAACCUGCCGGUGUUUUCCAACCUGCCUUUCAGAGACCAAGUGAUCCUACUGGAGGAAGCGUGGAGUGAGCUUUUCCUCCUGUGCGCUAUCCAGUGGUCACUGCCACUGGAUAGCUGCCCACUGCUCUCCCUGCCAGACCUCUGCCCCGGCAUGCAGGGCAAAACCAGCUACACAAGCCUGGACCUGAGACUCCUGCAGGAAGUCUUCAGUCGCUUUAAGGCUCUUGCUGUCGACCCCACAGAGUUCGCCUGCCUCAAGGCCAUUGUGCUUUUUAAGCCUGAGACUCGUGGUCUGAAAGAUCCAGAACAAGUGGAGAACCUUCAGGAUCAGUCCCACGUGAUGCUAGGACAACACAUUCGCACUCAUUAUCCCAGUCAACCUGCAAGGUUUGGAAAGCUGCUUCUUCUUCUCCCGUCACUGCGUUUUGUGAAUUCUGAGCGCAUUGAGCUGCUGUUCUUCCACAGGACCAUCGGAAACACUCCCAUGGAAAAACUGCUGUGUGACAUGUUUAAAAACUGACUGUUACCUAAAACGUGUGUCAUGCAGUCUUCAAACAUUCUUCCAACCAGUGUGGAAAAAGGACGAUUGACAGAUUAGUGCUUUGUUUACUCCUAUGAGGUUAAAUCUAAGGUCACUUUAUUUUUGUUUCUUUGUUUGCUCUUGUCACAUUAGGCAAUUUUUUAUACCAUCAUGCUUGCUACUUACAACUCCAUUUGUGUGUUAAAAAAAGUCAAUAUGACGGCCAUCGGCUAGUGUUUCUUCCGGUGAAUAUUAAAUUGCACAUGUUAUUGCUUGGUUGAUAGAUGGACUGUAUAGUCAAUGCUGUCUUCAGUGUGACUGUCGUAUUCACGUUGUGAUGACUUGAUAAAGGGAAGCAUGGCUUGA